UCGUGCUUCGACCUCUUCCUCACUCUCACUCACCAUUCCCAUAUUCAUACCCCAUUUCUCAUUUCCAACACAGUGUAGUAUAUAAUAAGCUAAAUCAAUCUUUGUCUGAUAUUCAAAGACCACUUCAAAUUCUCAUUUCUUAAAAAAGGGUAUUUGAAAUUGAUAUUAGUAGCAGUAGCACAAGUAGGUGUCCGAUUCAGUGCCAAGUAACCUACUAACCAAGCCAAUGGAUUCUCCCUUACUAGAAAACAUUGACAACUCUACUACUUAUGUUGAGGAGAAGAAGACACUGAACUCUGUUGUUAAGAAAUUCGGGUUUGAGUCGAAGAAGCUAUGGAAAAUAGCAGGCCCUGCUAUCCUCACCUCUAUAUGUCAGUACUCACUUGGUGCACUCACUCAAACAUUUGCUGGCCUAGUUGGUGACCUUGAACUUGCAGCAGUUUCUGUUGAAAAUUCUGUUGUUGCUGGCCUCGCCUUUGGAGUCAUGUUGGGAAUGGGGAGUGCCUUGGAGACUCUGUGUGGGCAAGCAUAUGGUGCGGGACAGAGCACGAUGUUGGGUGUGUACAUGCAGAGAUCAUGGGUCAUCUUGUUCGUCACUGCCCUUAUUUUGUUACCUCUUUAUAUUUGGUCACCUCCCAUCUUGAGGCUCUUUGGACAGACGGCUGAGAUCUCAGAUGCUGCUGGGAAAUUUGCUCUGUGGAUGAUACCUCAGUUGUUUGCAUACGCUAUAAACUUUCCAAUGGUUAAGUUCCUACAGGCACAGAGGAAAGUGCUGGUGAUGUUAUGGAUAUCAGUAGUUGUUUUGGUGCUGCACACAUUUUUUAGUUGGUUUCUUAUAUUUAAGCUUGGAUGGGGCCUAAUUGGAGCGGCAAUUACUCUCAACACAUCAUGGUGGGUCAUUGUGAUUGCACAAUUGUUGUACAUUUUCAUCACUAAGUCAGAUGGAGCUUGGAAUGGGUUUACAUGGCUAGCAUUUUCGGACUUGUUUGGUUUUGUAAAGCUUUCUCUGGCUUCAGCUGUUAUGUUAUGCUUGGAGUUUUGGUAUUUGAUGAUACUGGUGGUGAUAACAGGGCGUUUGAAAAAUCCUCUAGUACCAGUUGAUGCCAUAUCUAUCUGUAUGAACAUAAACGGUUGGGAUGCCAUGAUUGCAAUUGGGUUCAAUGCUGCUAUAAGUGUGAGAGUAUCAAAUGAGCUGGGGGCUGGUGAUUUCAAGGCUGCAAAGUUUUCAGUGUGGGUGGUUUCCAUCACAUCAGUGUUCAUAGGUGUUGUUGCCAUGAUCGGAGUGCUAUCAACCAAGGAUUACUUUCCCUACUUGUUUACCACCAGCGUUCCUGUUGCCAAUGAAACAACUAGGCUUGCUGCUUUGCUCGGUGUCACAGUGCUUCUAAACAGCCUUCAACCAGUCCUAUCAGGUGUUGCUGUUGGGGCUGGCUGGCAAUCUCUAGUAGCAUGCAUCAACAUUGUGUGCUACUAUGUUAUUGGAUUACCGGCAGGGAUAAUAUUGGGAUUUCCACUUGGUCUUGGAGCAGAGGGUAUUUGGUCAGGGAUGAUUGCUGGCAUAGUUUUGCAGACUACAAUCCUUAUAAUCGUCACUUCAAUACGCAACUGGAAAAAAGAGGCUGAAGAAGCAGAGAGCCGCGUGAAAAAGUGGGGAGGAGCAAUUGCAUAUGAUCAAUGAUGACUUUUUAUCAUAGUUGAGAAUUAGGCAGAGAUUCUAUUAAGUUGUAUCAAUAAUGAUUGAAAAUUUUUAACAUGUAUUUGAAUUUUAGAUUAUAGGUCAGCUUGUUAUGAUUUCUACAUAGAUAAUUCAUAUGAUUGAGCACUGAUUAAACAAGUGUUAAAUUAAGUUAUUUAAACAAAAGAAUCUCAAUUAUAAAUCUCAA
Messenger RNA from Glycine soja, 1883 nucleotides. RefSeq names its product protein DETOXIFICATION 33-like. Gene Ontology annotation, molecular function: xenobiotic transmembrane transporter activity; antiporter activity. Gene Ontology annotation, biological process: xenobiotic detoxification by transmembrane export across the plasma membrane. The transcript has 9 exons. The record is from RefSeq and is a predicted model, not a curated record. Gene Ontology annotation, cellular component: membrane. Lineage: Eukaryota; Viridiplantae; Streptophyta; Magnoliopsida; Fabales; Fabaceae. The coding region runs from base 227 to 1678 and encodes 483 amino acids.